AUGAAAUCCGAAUUUGUUCCUGCCAUUGCUUCACAAUCCUUGGGGAGAGCCUGGCACCACAGCCUUGAUCUUAAGAUCAGUCUAUGCCAUCAGUAUGGCUUCGGAACUGUAGAACUGUUCUUUGAGGAUCUCGAAGGUGUUGCCAACAAUCUCCCACGCUCCCACCCACCUUUGCCCGCUGGCACAUCCUUUACACGGUCGACCGAACAACAAGAAAAGCAGCUCGCCGCUGCCCGGUACAUUCAAGAACUAUGCGUUCAAUAUCAAGUGGAAAUACUUUGCCUUCAACCUUUUAUGCAUUACGAUGGCUUGAUCGACACGACUGCGCAUACGGCGGCGAUCGAAAAGCUACACUUCUGGAUCAGACUUGCUCAUAUCCUCGAAACAGACCUCAUUCAGAUACCUUCGAAUUUCCUCCCUGAACUCCAAUGUUCUGGGUCUCGGGAAAGGAUUGUCGCGGAUCUGAGAGAAGUAGCUGAUGUUGGCCUACGAAGUAAGCCUCCGGUGCGGUUUGCAUACGAGGCUCUUUGUUGGGGUACGCAUGUCGAUACUUGGGAUGCUGCGUGGUCGAUUGUGAGGGAGGUUGACAGGCCAAACUUUGGCACUUGUCUAGAUACUUUUAAUAUUGCCGGCCGUGUCUUUGCAGAUCCGGCCUCCGUCACAGGCAUGACAUCCAAUUCAUACGAGGACACGCGGGAGACAAUUGCAAAGCUUCGUUCGGAACUCUCAAGCGCCGUCGAGAAGGUCUUUUAUGUCGAGGUCUGCGACGGCGAACGACUUGAUCAACCAUUGGUACCUGGCCACAAGUGGUACCAUCCUGAGCAAAAGGCCCGUCUGUCGUGGUCGAGAAAUGCCAGACUCUUUCCGUUCGAAGAACCUGGUUAUCUGCCAGUCCUAGAGAUCCUCGAGGCGAUCUGUGAGGCGGGUUACAGAGGACCCAUAUCAUUCGAGUUCUUCUCGGAAUCUGCAAAUCAGCCUGGCAAGGGAGUCCCGGAAGAGCAUGCCAGACGUGCGGCGAUUUCUUGGUCUAAAUUGGAAGAGCAUAUGCAUUGGAAUGGCUCGACAAAUGUCUCACGCAAUGCUAGUCUUUCGAGCUCUACUCCUCCCAGUGCCACAUCGCUAUCGUCGUCCCCUCGAGAGUCAAAGAGAUGA
Messenger RNA from Exophiala oligosperma, 1152 nucleotides. RefSeq lists its product as uncharacterized. NCBI's taxonomy places the organism in Eukaryota, Fungi, Ascomycota, Eurotiomycetes, Chaetothyriales, Herpotrichiellaceae. The coding region runs from base 1 to 1152 and encodes 383 amino acids. The transcript has 2 exons. The record is from RefSeq and is a predicted model, not a curated record.